Molecule: messenger RNA, 729 nt
Organism: Arabis nemorensis
Lineage: Eukaryota; Viridiplantae; Streptophyta; Magnoliopsida; Brassicales; Brassicaceae
Source: the annotation of a GenBank genome assembly
AUGAUCACCGGAUUAUUCCGUAGAUCUUCCUUGCCGUCGAGGCAGACUCUCUCAGCCGCGCUAUCCUCCUUUGAUUCGGGUCUUUCCCACCAUUUCACUUCAGCCGCCACCGGAGUCUCCGGCGAGCUUAAUCUCAUUGGAAAUGGAUCUCGAUUCACGUCCGCGUCGUCUCCGAACUCGUUUGGUAUCAGAGCGAGGGGAAUCGACAUUAGAUCUGAGCCGUCGAUGGUUUCCCCUGCGACAAUCGCGUUUCGAGGGUACGCCACUGAACCUGAGAGUAGCAUCGGAGAAAACAGAGAUUCGGAGAGUGUCAAACCAUUGUGUAGGAAGGCGAUUGCUCUCCAGAAAGAGGCACAAGAAAGCACAUCGAAGAUAAAAGGAACAAAGAUUUGCAUAGCGAUUCGGUCUUUCAAUAACCCGGAAAAGCAAGCUUGGUGUCUUCCUCCUCACACUCGUAAGAUUGCAAUGCCCGACACGAGAGUCUUGUACACUGUGCUACGAUCGCCUCACAUCGAUAAGAAGUCGAGAGAACAGUUUGAGAUGAGGUUCAAGAAACGGUUACUUGUCAUCAAAGCUCAGAGCCAUGAGUUGAGCAAGAAGCUGUUUUGGCUAAAACGUUACCGUAUUCUUGGAGCUCAAUACGAACUACAGUUCCAUUGCAAGACUCGUUUGGACUUGACUCCAGUGUUAGGCAACAUCAAUGGCUCCACCGAUGGUCAUGGUCAGUGA